Striga hermonthica is the source of this 2349-nucleotide messenger RNA. The record is from the annotation of a GenBank genome assembly. Lineage: Eukaryota; Viridiplantae; Streptophyta; Magnoliopsida; Lamiales; Orobanchaceae.
AUGCCGAAUGGGAACGAAUUCGGGAAGGGGUAUUUCCCGACCGUAUUCGCGGAUCCCGUAUUUGGGCGGGAAAAUUACCGCGGUAUUCCCGUAUAUUACAGUGGCCAAACGGCCCAAACCUCGUAUCUAGCCCAGCGACCCAUUCAGCCCAAGUCCGUUCCUAACUCCCCCACCCCCACAUCCGACAGCCCACGGCCCAACACGACAAACCAGUUAAAAGAUGAAAUUGAAACCCUAGCAGCCACCAGUCCACCACGAGUUGCAGCCCGUCCGUGGUUCGUCGUGAACUGCCACAACGCCUCCCGUCCGCCCGUCUGGCCGUCCCAAGCUUGCCGGUCGCCGCCUGCGACAGCGAGACGAGAUGGAGCAGCAGUCGCCAAUUGCAGGUGGAGAUGGACCUGGACGUGCUUCCGCUUCUGUUGCUGCCUCGUCUGCAUCCAAGCGUCAGCUCCAACUGGAGCCACCACAGCCGGUCGUGGUGCGCAACGUCACCAUUCUUCCUCCAAACCCAACAACAGUGCAACUCCUUCAUCUAGCCCAGCAACAGCAACCGAUGCAUCUUCUUUGCCAAGUGGAGGUGUGAGUGGAGUUGCUGCUGUAGGUUCUGGUUCUAGUGGCCACAAUGUUGAUGCUGCUGCUACUGGUGCUAACCAUCCUGGUGGACAAGAAAGAGCAAAUACUGCAAAUGCCAUCGUUGUUGAAGGUGAUGAGGCGCCAAGUGGAGAUGAAGAUGAACCAGAUGGAAAGAGGCAAAAGAGGUGCACAUCUGGUGUGUGGAAGUACUUUACCAAAAAGAAGCUUGUCACUGAGGAUAAUGGGAAGGUUUAUAUUCAGAAGUGGGCUCAUUGCAAUUAUCCAAAGUGCAAGCACAAGGCCAGAUGUGAGGGAAAUUAUGGGACAACAGAGGGCCAUCAUACUGGUGCCAAGUUGUCAGAGACAUUUACUGAACUCAUGGUUAAGUGGAAUAUUGACAAGAAAUUGUUUGCCCUGACCUUGGACAAUGCAUCAACAAAUGAAGUUGCAGUCAAAGACAUCAUAUCUGAUCUGAGGACUAAUUCUAGUGCUUCAUCUUUGGUAUGUGAUGGCCUAUUCUUUCGUGUGAGGUGUGCUUGUCACAUACUAAAUCUAGUUGCUAGGGAUGGUUUGAGUGUAAUCACACCCACAAUUGAGAAUAUUAGACAUCUUGUUCUUGCUAUUAAAGGAUCUCCCUUGCAAUGGGAAGAACUCAUGAAGCGUGCAACUGAGUGUGGACUGGAUACAAACAAGGGCCUGUCGCUUGAUGUAUCAACAAGAUGGAAUUCAACAUAUUUGAUGCUCCGAGAUGCCUUGUACUAUAAGAAUGCAUUCAUGAGGUUAAAAUCAUCAGAUCGCCGUAGGUAUGAAAACAUUACUCCAUCUCCUAGUGAAUGGGCUAUGGCAUUCAAACUUUUCCAAUGCUUGAAGAAAUUCUUUGAUCUCACUGAACUAUUUUCUAGUACUCUAUACCCCACUGCAAAUAUGUUCUAUAGAGGGUUUUGUGAGAUAAAGAUUAUGCUAGAUGAAUGGUCCCUUAGUCAAGAUAACACUAUUUGUACAAUGGCUACUUCUAUGAGUAUGAAGUUUGAAAAAUAUUGGAAGAAGUCAUCCAUCACACUUGUUGUUGCUUGUUUCCUAGAUCCUAGGUAUAAAAAAAGGCUUAUAGAGUUCUACAUGAGAAAAUUCCAUGGAAAUGCAUCUCAUGUUCAUGUUGAUGAACUUGUUGAUGUCAUCAAGAAACUGUACCAGUUCUAUGUUCAUGAUGCACCCAUGUCUUCGGGGCAUAAAGGCAAAUCAAAUGCACCUAGUGAUAUGGAGAUUGAUACAGCGGACCUUUUAGUGGAUAAUGGAGAUGAGGAACUAGAGAGCUACAUGUAUGAGUCUAGUGGGCCGAAUAGUGCUGAAAUGAAUGAGUUGGAUAAGUAUAUGGCAGAUCCACCUCUCCGGCUUAGUGGUCAGUUUGAUGUCUUGGCAUGGUGGAAGAACCAGACUGAUGAGUAUCCUGCUCUUUCAAGAAUAGCUCAUGAUUUUCUGGUUGUACAAGUCUUUACUGUCGCUUCUGAAUCAGCUUUUAGUGCUGGUGGACGUGUAGUUGAUCCUUUCCGUAACCGCCUUGAACCUGAAAUCGUUGAAGCUUUGAUAUGCUUGAAAGAUUGGAUUGCUGCAGGAAGAAGAGAAAAGAAGGUUGGUUCCAUUGUUUGUGAUCUUGAAGUUAUUGAGGCCCUUGUAAAAAAGUUGACUAUUGAGGACGAUGAUGUUGCGGACAGUGAUGGAGAAAUGGAUGCGCAUGGGUCAGGGUCAGCUGCAAAUGAGCAUGAUUUCUAUGGCAUUUAA